Molecule: messenger RNA, 1269 nt
Organism: Aspergillus saccharolyticus JOP 1030-1
Lineage: Eukaryota; Fungi; Ascomycota; Eurotiomycetes; Eurotiales; Aspergillaceae
Product: TPR-like protein
Exons: 2
Coding region: 1-1158 (385 amino acids)
Molecular function (GO): protein binding
Source: RefSeq, a predicted model, not a curated record
AUGCUUCGCCCCGAGGACCCGAUCGAACGUUCCAGCGAGACCCAGCAUGGCCUGCAUCCUGACGGCCCCAUCGAGCCAGACAGCAAGCACGAGAACGAAGCACACCACCACCACCUCCUCCAAGCCCUCAAGCGAACCCAGGACCUUCUCGGACCCGAACACCCCCUCACCCUCAUCGCGAUACGCAACCUCGGCCGCCACCUCCACAACAGCGGCAACUACGAAGACGCGGAGACCCUGUAUCGCCAGGCGCUAGAGGUCACCGAGCGGCUGCUGGGACCGGAGAAUCCGCACACACUCGCCGGCAUCACCGACCUGGCGAUCGUCGUCACCCACCGCGGCAGGUACAUGGAUGCGGAGAUCAUGCACCGACGGGUGCUGCAGAUUAAGGAGAGGGUCCGUGGGGUUGCGCAUGAGGACACGCUCGUCACGUUGGGGAAUCUGGGGCUGGUGGUCGAGCAGCAGGGGCGGUACGAUGAGGCGGAGGGGAUGCAUCGCCGAGCGUUGCCCUGCGGGUUGGAGCAGCGGCUGGGCUCGGCGCAUCCGCAGACCUUGAUUGUGAUGGAGCAUCUUGGGUGCUGUCUGGACAGUCAGGGGAGGUACGAUGCAGCCGAGGGGAUUCAACGACGGGUUCUAGAGGGGUGGGAGGUGGCGUUCGGGGAUGGCCAUCUGCAGACGCUGAUUAGUGUGGGGAAUCUCGCGGUGACGCUGCUGAAUCAGGGCAAGCAUGCGGAGGCGGAGGAGAUGCAGCGACGGGCGCUGCAGGGGUCGGAGAGGCUGCUGGGGUCGAAUCACCCAGACACGUUGACGCGGAUGGGGAAUCUGGGGAAUGUGCUGAGCUGUCAGGGUCGAGACCCGGAGGCGGAGGUGAUUCAUCGAGGGGUUCUGCGCGCCAGGGAGGAGGUCCUUGGCCCGGAGCACCCGAAUACCCUGACUGGGGUGGGUAAUCUGGGGCUCAUCCUCGAUAAACAGGGGAAGUAUAGCCAGGCAGAGGAGAUGCAUCGACGUGCGGUGAGGGGAUGGACGAGACUCAUGGGACCCCAGCAUCCGUACACUCUGAACAGCCUGCGGAAUCUGGCCGCGGUACUGGAGGCCCAGGACAGGCACGCGGAGGCUGAGGAGGUAUACCGCCAGGCUGAGCCGAUGGCAACGAGAUAGAUGGCUCUUGUCCGUGCGGACGGGUUCAUCGUGCAUGUCCGGGGUAUGGCGAGUUGCGUAGGGAGCGAGUAGUGGAUAGGUUGACGUGAGGCCAGGGUCAAUAUGAUAGAC